CAUUCGCGCAGCCUCACACUGAUUGAAAACAAGUAAGCUGAUAGCUGGAUACGCUGCAAGGCAAAGUAUAAAAAACAUAAAUUGCCCGGCUGGUUUCUGCUUUCCGAUCUGGGAUCGCCACUUGUCGAGCUGACCCCACUGCAGUCCGCCGCUGGCGCUGAUCAAGAACGGAGGAUGAGCAUUCGGUCUACCCAUUGCAUACCCACUCGUGUGUAUCUGCACCUUCUGCUGGUGUCGCUACCACUUUUGGCAGUUCACGCCACGCCCGCCAUAAGUCCGCAAUCGUUGCGCGGCAUCAUCUUCCCCGUCGAAACCUUCGAUGAGUGCCAACUGGAGGACGUGGCGCGGACGAAGGGCACCUGCCGGCGCAUGGAGGACUGUCCCAGUGCCCUGAACGGCUGGCUAGAGCGGCGCGAAUCGCCCAAGACCUGCUACUUUGUGAGGUUCGACCACUAUGUGUGCUGCGCCCCAGCUGUAGCUCCAAUUGUCACCCGAUCCAGCCAGCAGGCCUGCAAUGAACUGAACAAGGUGUCAAAGGUCAAAGAGAUCGACGAGUUCUUCGUGUCGGUGGUGGGCGGCAUGCCCACCCGUCCGCGGGAGUUCCCCUUCAUGGCCGCAUUGGGCUGGCGUUCGAACUUCGAUCAGAGGAUAUACUAUCGAUGCGGCGGCGCCCUUAUCGCCAACAACUUUGUCCUGACCGCAGCCCACUGUGCCGAUUUGGGCGGUGAGCCACCCAGUCAGGUGCGCCUCGGUGGCGACAAUCUAACCCUGACCGAGGGCGAGGAUAUAAGCAUUCGGCGCGUGAUCAUCCAUCCGGAUUACAGUGCCAGCACGGCAUACAACGAUAUUGCGCUGCUUGAGCUGGAGACGGCGGCCAAGCCGGAACUGAAGCCCACUUGCAUUUGGACGCAGAAGGAGGUGACCAACACGCUGGUCACGGCCAUUGGUUAUGGGCAGACCAGCUUCGCCGGUCUAUCCUCCGCUCAGCUGCUAAAGGUGCCGCUGAAAAGCGUGAGCAACGAGGAGUGCCAGCACCACUACCAAAAGGAUCAGCUGGCUCAGGGCGUGCUGGGCACGCAGAUGUGCGCCGGCGAUAUAACCGGCGAGCGGGACACCUGCCAGGGCGAUUCCGGCGGACCGCUGCUCAUGCAGGACGGCCUGCUUGGCUAUGUGGUGGGCAUCACAUCGCUGGGACAGGGAUGCGCCAGUGGACCGCCAUCGGUGUACACCAGGGUGUCCAGCUUCGUCGACUGGAUCGAGGGCAUUGUGUGGCCGGCGCAGCAGGUGACGAACGCACCGCAACCCAACCAGAUGACCAGUUUCAGUCCCGAAUUCGAUCUGCGGGCGACGAUCUGAGUUUUGCUUUCGAAAGCUCCAUAUAUAUACAGGAAUAGAUUUACAAAAUGAUCCAGCAAGAAAUUAUUUGAAUAUUUACAUACACUAUUAGGUAAAUCAACAAAUUUCAAGAAAUAUUUAUUUUUGAGCUCGUUUAGUGUUUAAAACUUUAUUUAAACUUAACCGUAAGCAAAAGCCAACUGCAUAAUAGCGCAUAUCGAAUAAACUUGCUAACAAAAUCAACAAUUGAGAUUUUAAAU
This is a messenger RNA of Drosophila melanogaster (fruit fly), 1595 nucleotides long. RefSeq names its product serine protease immune response integrator (gene spirit). The coding region runs from base 175 to 1356 and encodes 393 amino acids. Gene Ontology annotation, molecular function: serine-type endopeptidase activity; hydrolase activity; endopeptidase activity. Gene Ontology annotation, cellular component: extracellular region. The record is from RefSeq and is marked reviewed. Gene Ontology annotation, biological process: proteolysis; protein processing. NCBI's taxonomy places the organism in Eukaryota, Metazoa, Arthropoda, Insecta, Diptera, Drosophilidae. The transcript has 5 exons.